AUGGCGAGCCUGUGUGUGUCUGUGUGUGUGUUUCUGUGCGCGUGUGUGUAUGUGUGUGCGCGCACGCGCGCGGCUUAUCUUUGGUUAGGUUUUGAAGAAGGACAUUUGGUUCUUCAAAAAUAUAUAUAUAUUUUUUUUUUAAUUCGGUGUUUCAAAAUUGGCUUGUUGGUGAGUGGAGACGCCGUUGUUCAUCUUUACUGCAACAGCUUCCCUGCUCGUCCUCGUGCACCUCUAAAUUCGCCCUCCUAUUCCUGUCCUCCCCUCUUCCCCAUCCCUGCCUAGCGCCUGCCUCCUUGCUCUCAUUCUUCCCCAAGCUGGACCAGUCUGUGCUGAUGCGCUUGCAAGGUCACUGCCUGGGGAGGAGGGGGAGGGGAGAGAGCCUCCUGUCGUUGCUCACGUCAGCGAAGAUGUCAUAUCACUCUCUGGUUCCUGUGGCUUUACUAUUAACAUCCUGCCCCAAACGGGGGACAGAUCCAAGGAGCUGGUCCGUGUGACCGUUUGUAAGCUGAAAAGACACAGAUAAUUUCAAGCUCUGUGGAUGCAGUGGAUGGUAACUGUGUAGAACUUCAGCAGACUUGGCUUUUCAGAUAACAUCAGAAUUCGUCCUGCAAACGUUGACUCCACGCCUGGUGCCUUGAAGUUUCUCUGAGAUGAACUGAUGAAUUGGAGCCAUGGUGCAAAAGAAGAAGUCCUGUCCUCGGUUACUUGACUACCUGGUGAUCGUAGGGGCCAGGCACCCGAGCAGUGACAGUGUGGCCCAGACUCCGGAACUGCUACGGCGGUACCCGCUAGAGGACCACGCGGAGUUUCCCCUGCCCCCAGAUGUCGUGUUCUUCUGCCAGCCGGAGGGCUGCCUGAGCGUGCGGCAGCGGCGCAUGACCCUGCGGGAUGACACCUCUUUUGUCUUCACCCUCACGGACAAGGACACUGGCGUCACCCGAUACGGCAUCUGCGUCAACUUCUACCGCUCCUUCCAAAAGCGCGUGCCUAAGGAAAAGGGGGAGGCCGGGCCAGGGUCCAGGGGGAAGGAAGGGCCCCGAGCCCCCUGCGUCUCAGAGGAGGUGGGUCCCAAGACCUCGGAGAGCGGCCCAUCCCUGCAGCCGCCCAGUGCCGACUCCACCCCGGACGUGAGCCAGUCUCCGCGGGCCAGACGUCGGGCCAAGGCGGGGAGCCGGUCUCGCAACAGCACGCUGACAUCCCUGUGCGUGCUCAGCCACUACCCCUUCUUCUCCACCUUCCGCGAGUGUCUGUACACCCUCAAGCGUCUGGUGGACUGCUGCAGCGAGCGCCUGCUGGGCAAGAAACUGGGCCUCCCUCGAGGCAUACAGAGGGACACCGUGUGGCGCAUCUUUACUGGAUCGUUGUUAGUGGAGGAGAAGUCAAGCGCCCUGCUGCAUGACCUCCGGGAGAUUGAGGCCUGGAUCUACCGGUUGCUGCGCUCCCCAGUACCUGUCUCGGGGCAGAAGCGAGUGGACAUUGAGGUCCUGCCCCAGGAACUCCAGCAGGCUCUGACCUUUGCUCUCCCAGACCCCUCUCGAUUCACCCUAGUGGACUUCCCGCUGCACCUCCCCCUGGAGCUUCUGGGUGUGGACGCCUGUCUACAGGUGCUCACCUGCAUCCUGUUAGAGCACAAGGUUGUGCUCCAGUCCCGAGACUACAAUGCACUCUCCAUGUCCGUGAUGGCCUUUGUGGCGAUGAUCUACCCCUUGGAGUAUAUGUUUCCUGUUAUCCCGCUGCUGCCCACCUGCAUGGCGUCGGCAGAACAGCUGCUCUUGGCUCCAACACCAUACAUCAUCGGGGUCCCUGCCAGCUUCUUCCUCUACAAACUGGACUUCAAAAUGCCUGAUGACGUGUGGCUAGUAGAUCUGGACAGCAAUAGGGUGCUUGCCCCCACUAAUGCGGAAGUGCUGCCUAUCCUGCCGGAGCCGGAAUCGUUAGAGUUGAAGAAGCAUUUGAAGCAGGCCCUCGCCAGCAUGAGUCUCAACACCCAACCCAUCCUCAAUCUGGAGAAAUUCCACGAGGGCCAGGAGAUCCCCCUUCUCCUGGGAAGGCCUUCUAAUGACCUGCAGUCCACACCUUCCACCGAGUUCAACCCGCUCAUCUACGGCAAUGAUGUGGAUUCGGUGGAUGUUGCAACCAGAGUGGCCAUGGUCCGUUUCUUCAACUCCCCCAACGUGCUGCAGGGCUUUCAGAUGCACACACGUACCCUACGUCUCUUCCCCCGGCCCGUGGUGGCUUUCCAAGCCGGCUCCUUUCUAGCCUCACGCCCCCGGCAGACUCCUUUCGCCGAGAAACUGGCCAGGACUCAGGCCGUGGAAUACUUUGGAGAAUGGAUCCUGAACCCCACCAACUACGCCUUCCAGCGGAUUCACAACAACAUGUUCGAUCCAGCUCUGAUUGGCGACAAGCCCAAGUGGUAUGCCCACCAGCUGCAGCCCAUUCACUAUCGAGUGUAUGACAGCGGUUCCCAGCUGGCCGAGGCGCUGAGCCUGCCGCCCGAGCGAGACUCGGACUCGGACCCAACCGACGACAGCGGGAGUGACAGCAUGGAUUAUGACGAUUCAAGCUCUUCUUACUCUUCCCUUGGUGACUUUGUCAGCGAGAUGAUGAAAUGCGAUAUCAACGGUGAUACUCCUAACAUAUCCUCCUUGGUUUUGGCAGACGUGGACCCUCUGACACACGCAGCACUGGGAGAUGCCAGCGAGGUGGCGAUUGAUGAGCUGCAGAACCAGAAGGAGGCAGAGGAACCCGGCCUGGAUGGCGAGAACUCCCAGGAAAACCCGCCCCUGCGCUCCAGCUCCAGCACCACCGCGAGCAGUAGCCCCAGCACCAUCAUCCACGGUGCCAGCUCUGAACCUGUCGACUCAGCGGAGACGGACGAUAAGGCGGCAGGAGGCGUCCCCAAGUCCCUCCCCACCGUGCCUCCCAGCAUGGGCAAGUGCAGCGUGGACAGACAUCAGACAGAAACCGGAGAGGGGUCAGUGCGCCGGCAAACCUCUGACAGUCCGUGCCUCCAGCCCCAGUAUGGCUUUCCCCCUGAGGAAGACGAUGAGCAGGGCGAAAGUUACACCCCCCGAUUCAGCCAGCAUGUCAGUGGCCAUCGGGCUCAAAAGCUGCUGCGGCCCAACAGCUUGAAACUGGCAAGUGACUCAGACGCAGAGUCGGACUCUCGAGCGAGCUCGCCCACCUCCACUGUCUCCAACAACAGCACGGAGGGCUUCGGGGGCAUCAUGUCUUUCGCCAGCAGCCUGUAUCGGAACCACAGCACCAGCUUCAGCCUUUCGAACCUCACGCUGCCCACCAAAGGAGCCCGAGAGAAGAGCACGCCCUUCCCCAGUCUGAAAGUAUUUGGGCUAAAUACUCUAAUGGAGAUUGUUACUGAAGCCGGCCCCGGGAGUGGUGAAGGGCACAGGCGGGCCUUGGUGGACCAGAAGUCGUCCGUCAUUAAACACAGCCCGACCGUGAAGAGAGAGCCCCCAUCACCCCAGGGCCGAGCCAGCAACUCUAGUGAGAACCAGCAGUUCCUGAAGGAGGUGGUGCACAGCGUGCUGGACGGCCAGGGCGUCGGCUGGCUCAACAUGAAGAAGGUGCGGCGGCUGCUGGAGAGCGAGCAGCUGCGCGUCUUCGUCCUGAGCAAGCUGAACCGCACGGUGCAGUCCGAGGAUGAGGCCCGGCAGGACGUCAUCCCCGACGUGGAGGUCAGCCGGAAGGUGUACAAGGGCAUGUUGGAUCUGCUCAAGUGCACGGUCCUCAGUCUGGAGCAGUCCUUCGCCCACGCCGGCCUGGGUGGCAUGGCCAGCAUCUUCGGGCUUCUGGAGAUCGCCCAGACCCACUACUACAGUAAAGAACCAGACAAGCGGAAGAGAAGUCCCACGGAGAGCAUCAGUACACCAGUCGGCAAGGAUCCUGGCCUGGCUGGGCGGGGGGACCCAAAGGCCAUGGCACAGCUGAGGGUCCCCCAGCUGGGACCUCUGGCACCAAGUGCCCCAGGAAAGAGUCCCAAGGAACUGGACACCAGAAGUCUAAAGGAAGAGAACUUUGUGGCAUCUAUCGGGCCUGAAGUAAUCAAACCCACCUUUGACCUUGGUGAGACCGACGAGAAAAAGUCCCAGGUCAGCGCAGACAGUGGUGUGAGCCUGACAUCUGGUUCCCAGAGGACCGAUCCAGACUCUGUCAUCGGUGUGAGUCCCACUGUGAUGAUCCGAAGCUCAAGUCAGGACUCUGAAGUUAGCACCGUGGUAGGGGAACACCACGCUGGCACCUUGGUGAGCAACAGCUCCGGAGAGACCCUGGGAGCAGACAGCGACCUCAGCAGCAGUGCGGGCGAUGGCCCAGGCGGCGAGGGCAGCGCCCACUUGGCAGGCUCUCGGGGCACCUUGUCUGACAGCGAGAUCGAGACCAACUCUGCCACCAGUGCCAUCUUUGGUAAAGCCCAUAGCUUGAAGCCAAGUGUGAAGGAGAAGCUGGUGGGCAGCCCAGUUCGCUCUUCUGAAGACGUCAGCCAGCGAGUCUACCUCUACGAGGGACUCCUAGGAAGGGACAAAGGAUCGAUGUGGGACCAGUUAGAGGACGCUGCUAUGGAGACCUUUUCUAUAAGCAAAGAGCGUUCUACUUUAUGGGACCAAAUGCAGUUCUGGGAAGACGCGUUCCUAGAUGCCGUGAUGUUGGAGAGAGAAGGAAUGGGCAUGGACCAGGGUCCCCAGGAAAUGAUAGACAGGUACCUGUCCCUGGGAGAACACGACCGGAAGCGCCUGGAGGACGAUGAAGACCGUCUGCUGGCCACACUCUUGCACAACCUCAUCUCGUACAUGCUGCUGAUGAAGGUAAAUAAGAAUGACAUCCGGAAGAAGGUGAGGCGCCUGAUGGGAAAGUCCCAUAUUGGGCUUGUGUACAGUCAGCAAAUCAAUGAAGUCCUUGACCAGCUGGCUAACCUGAAUGGACGAGAUCUCUCCGUCCGGUCCAGUGGCAGCCGGCACAUGAAGAAGCAGACAUUCGUGGUACAUGCAGGGACAGACACGAAUGGAGAUAUCUUUUUCAUGGAGGUGUGUGACGACUGCGUGGUGCUGCGCAGUAACAUCGGGACGGUGUACGAGCGCUGGUGGUACGAGAAACUCAUCAACAUGACCUACUGCCCCAAGACCAAGGUGCUGUGUUUGUGGCGCAGAAAUGGCUCCGAGACCCAGCUCAACAAGUUCUACACUAAGAAGUGUCGGGAGCUGUACUACUGCGUGAAGGACAGCAUGGAGCGCGCCGCCGCCCGCCAGCAGAGCAUCAAGCCGGGGCCGGAACUGGGUGGCGAGUUCCCCGUGCAGGACAUGAAGACUGGCGAGGGGGGCUUGCUGCAGGUCACCCUCGAAGGGAUCAACCUCAAGUUCAUGCACAACCAGGAGCGGAAGGUUUUCAUAGAGCUGAAUCACAUUAAAAAGUGCAAUACAGUCCGAGGCGUCUUUGUCCUGGAGGAAUUUGCAGGUAAAGUGACCUCGCCGCGCUGCCUCCCCAGGCCCUGCCCGCCGCCUCGGCCCGGGUGGGCGGGCUCCCUUCACCCAGGCCAGCCUCUCCCAUCGCCAACCUUCCCUAACCUUCCCUCCACCCUCUUCCUUCCCCACGUCCUCCACUGCGCUGGCUCACCAGUUCUGUACGCCUUCCUCUCUUCUGCCAGAGAGAUGUUUCGGGGGGCGGGGGUGUCCUCUGGCUCAGGAGAAGGACCUGGGCUCCUUGUUCUACCUUGGACAAGUGUAUUUACUCCCUGUUAACCCUGGGCCCCAAACUCCCCUCCCAGGGUCAGGAGGAGGAGGGGCCCUCUGGGGCGUGACGCCCCCCACUUCUGGUCUCGGGGCUGGGACAGGGCUGAGGCCAGGAGACCCGCUUCCCUGCUCUGGCUGCGCGGCAGCCCCGCAGGGCUGGGGCCAGGGGUCUCAGUCUUGGCCCCUGGGCCGUGGACCUGUGUGUAUCUUGCCUGACGCUCCCUGUCACUUACCCCGGGUGCCGUCCUCGCCUGUUUCUUCUGCUCGGUGUGUCUGCUCCAGGGCCCUCUGACGCUCUCCCUCACACGGGCAGGCCUGGGCCUCUCCUGCCAUCAGGGAAGGAAACUCCCGAGUCUGGUGGGUUUAGUGUCCCGCCCCCGCUUCAUCCCGCCUCAGGAGCCUCCGUGUCUGGGCUGGGAGCACAGGGCAUCUGCUGCCUUGACCGGAGGGUGGGGCUGGGCAGGGGGCUAAGCGCUCGGGGGUCCCAGCAAGGCGAGGCACAGGCUAGGAAACUGCUCUUCUUCUGGCCGAAAGCUGGGCGCACCCGCCGUGGUCCUCGGGGGCCAGGACUGGAGUGGCGGCCAGCGGGGCAGAGCCCAGCCUGCGCUCGGCUGGGGCGUUGCCCGCGGGUCGAGCCGCAGCCGUAGAGCCAGGGGCCACUGCGGACCUCAGGGCGUCUGGGCCGGUGUCCCCUCGCAGGGGCUGGGUGAGGCCCAGAGGGGAAGGGGGCCCUGUGCCGGGCGCCGCCGCCUGGGGGAGCGUGGCGCCAUUGCUCUGACGUGUUGAACUCUCUUGUUUUGUCUCUUGCCCGUCCGG
Bubalus bubalis (water buffalo) is the source of this 6560-nucleotide messenger RNA. It is a transcript of the gene MADD, whose product is annotated as MAP kinase activating death domain. Bases 672 to 5753 code for a protein of 1693 amino acids. The record is from RefSeq and is a predicted model, not a curated record. Gene Ontology annotation, molecular function: guanyl-nucleotide exchange factor activity. The transcript has 35 exons. NCBI's taxonomy places the organism in Eukaryota, Metazoa, Chordata, Mammalia, Artiodactyla, Bovidae. Gene Ontology annotation, biological process: regulation of Rab protein signal transduction; regulation of apoptotic process. Gene Ontology annotation, cellular component: cytosol.